Molecule: messenger RNA, 1563 nt
Organism: Rhodamnia argentea
Lineage: Eukaryota; Viridiplantae; Streptophyta; Magnoliopsida; Myrtales; Myrtaceae
Product: putative clathrin assembly protein At1g25240
Exons: 1
Coding region: 124-1269 (381 amino acids)
Biological process (GO): clathrin coat assembly; vesicle budding from membrane; clathrin-dependent endocytosis
Cellular component (GO): clathrin-coated vesicle; clathrin-coated pit
Molecular function (GO): SNARE binding; phosphatidylinositol-4,5-bisphosphate binding; 1-phosphatidylinositol binding
Source: RefSeq, a predicted model, not a curated record
UAAAAAUAAUAAACACGUCUCUUCAUCCUCGCGCGUGUUGCGUUGUUGCUGUGGGGGCUUCUGCCUCGUCGGGAUCUCGAUCUCGAUCUCGAUCUCCAGAGAGAGAGAGAGGGGGAGAUAGAGAUGAAGCUGUGGAAAAAAGCCGCCGGCGCUCUCAAGGACCAGAACAGCCUCUUGAUCACCGCACUCUCGCGGCGCACCCACCUCCGCAGCCCCGACCUCGAGGCCGCCGUCAUCAAGGCCACCAGCCACGACGAGGCCCGCGUCGACUACCGGAACGCCCAGCGCGUCUUCGCCUGGGCCCGCACCUCCCCCUCCACCCACCUCAAGCCCCUCGUCUGGGCCAUCUCCUCCCGAGCCCACCGCACCCGCAGCUGGCCCGUCGCCCUCAAGUGCCUCAUGCUCCUCCACGGCGUCUUCUGCUGCAAGGUCCCCGCCGUCCACCGCAUCGGGCGCCUCCCCUUCGACCUCUCCGACUUCGCCGACGCCCACUCCUCCCCUUCCAAGACCUGGGGCCACAACGCCCUCGUCCGCGCCUAUUUCAACUUCCUCGACCACAAGUCCUCCUUCCUCUACACCGACCUCAAGGAGAUCCGUAAGGUCAAGUUGGCCGGCCCCGAGGAAUCCAUCAUGGCGGAGAUCGUCAUGCUCCAGAGGCUGCAGUCCCUCCUCACCCUCCUCCUCCAAGUCAGGCCGCAGGCCGAGGGCAUGCGCGGCACCCUCGUCCUCGAGGCCAUGGACUGCGUGAUCAUCGAGAUCUUCGACACCUACAGCAAGGUGUGCAACCUGAUCGCCAGGGUCCUCUCCCGGAUCUACGGGGCCUCGCAGGCCGAGGCCUCCAUGGCGCUCCUCGUGCUCCGGCAGGCGAACUCGCAGGGCGACGAGCUCGCCGAGUUCUUCGACUUUUGCAAGUUCUACGGCGUGCUCAACGCGUCGGAGUUCCCCAAGGUCGAGCGGAUCCCGGAGGAGGAUUUCCGGGAGGUGGAGAGGAUGGUCUACGCGGGAGUUGAAGAGGAGUCUAAGGCCAUCGUGGUGAGCGAGAGCGGAGGCGGCGGCAGCGUAUUGGUGCAGUCGUCGGGGAAGGUCUUGACGACUGUCGUGACAAACAAGUGGGAGAUCUUCGACGACGACCUCAAGAGCCUGAAUGGUGGCAACGGAACGGAAUGGGGGAUUGUUAGUGUAAGAAGUUCGGACGAUCCUCAACCUCAACGUCAACCCCCCCAUGUAUACGCUUAUAAACUUGAGAUUCCAGAUUUAAUUACUUUCUAGCAAAAUUGGAGCGGACACAUAAUAAUUCUUGCAUUCUUUCCUAUUAAGAGUUUCAUUCCAUUGCUCGCAAAUGACACCAGAAAAGAUGGAGACUCUUUUUACUAAUGCCUUCUCUAUAUUUUGACGGUACGGCACGAUGUGAUGCUGAUAGUUCUCGUGGACUACUAGGUUUUGUUUUUGUCAGUCAUUAGUUGUAGCUGUUCACGUUCUCUGUUCCUCUUUUUGUUGUAGUUUGGUCUCAGAUAAACUAAAGGUUGCCAAUUUACCCAUUGGGAAUUGUUGGCUAUAGCCCAA